Molecule: messenger RNA, 1438 nt
Organism: Syngnathus typhle (broad-nosed pipefish)
Lineage: Eukaryota; Metazoa; Chordata; Actinopteri; Syngnathiformes; Syngnathidae
Gene: abt1
Product: activator of basal transcription 1
Exons: 5
Coding region: 149-1093 (314 amino acids)
Biological process (GO): endonucleolytic cleavage in ITS1 to separate SSU-rRNA from 5.8S rRNA and LSU-rRNA from tricistronic rRNA transcript (SSU-rRNA, 5.8S rRNA, LSU-rRNA); endonucleolytic cleavage to generate mature 5'-end of SSU-rRNA from (SSU-rRNA, 5.8S rRNA, LSU-rRNA); endonucleolytic cleavage in 5'-ETS of tricistronic rRNA transcript (SSU-rRNA, 5.8S rRNA, LSU-rRNA)
Cellular component (GO): nucleolus
Molecular function (GO): RNA binding
Source: RefSeq, a predicted model, not a curated record
UCUUUAAUGGAAAGCUACCAUCAAAAUAAAAUCACUUUUAGUGUUUUAAUACGAAGUCGGCCGAUUUAACAGGAAGUGAGUAAUCGUCACCACUUUGUCGUCACUAACAUGCGACCUCUUUUGCACGUGAAGAAGGAGUUUUUAUGAGAUGGACAAGGUGAAGACGACGGCCGCACAAUUAGAAGUGGAAGAAGGGAAGAUGAUGACAGCUCAAAGGGAGGAGGAGAGGAACUCUACAAAUGAAGAAGGUGAAGAGGAUAGAGAUACUACAGCGGAAGAAGAGAAGACCACAAUUCAAGAAGGCGAGGAGGAAGAUGGGAAGCUCUCAAGUCAAAAAGAAGAAAAGCGAAAAAAACCAAUACUGAAAGGGCUGGCAAAGACUUCCUCUUCCACGGAUAAAAAGUGUCUUCCAGGAAUUAUUUACCUGGGUCAUAUUCCUCCAAGAUUCAGGCCUAAGCAUAUGAGAAAUCUUCUGGCUGUUUACGGCGAGAUCGGCCGGAUCUUCUUGCAACCUGAAGAUGGCCAGGUGAAAGGGAAGAAGAAGCGCUCGGGCUGCAAGAGGAGCGGCUUCACCGAGGGCUGGGUGGAGUUCCGUGACAAGCGUGUGGCUAAACGCGUGGCGGCGUCUCUUCACAACACGCCCAUGGCGACACGUAAACGCCAGACCUUUGUGUCUGACCUCUGGUGCAUCAAGUACCUACACAAGUUCCAGUGGACGCACCUGAGUGAGCGGCUGGCCUACGAGCAAAUGGUUCUUCAUCAGCGCCUCCGCACCGAAGUGUCGCAGGCCAAGCGGGAAACCAACUUCUACCUGGAAAAUGUAGACAAGAGCGCUCACAUAGAUAAAGAGAGCAAGAAGGGCAAGCGGAAGAAGAUGGACGCACAGGAGCACAAGAAAGAGCAAACGUGGGACUACACACAACGCCAGACAGAGGAGGAGAUCCAAAGAAAGAAAAAGAAGAAUAAAAAGACAAUGAUGACUAUGAUGAACUCUGUCAGCAAAAAGCAACAAGACAAGGACCGCCUGCACCAGCUCAAGAGCCAAUCAAACGUCUCCUUGUUGGCGAAGAUUUUUAACUCCCAACAGACUUGAUCUGGUCAAGGAAUAAUGGUGUGACAAAAAAAAUCAACACUUGGUGUCUGAUUAAUUUAGUAAAUCAUAAUGAUUAGCCUGCCAGUCAAUGUUAUCUCUAUAGCGUGCAAUCCGUUUCAUGCACGGCGGCCAUUAAUCCGAGCAACAGAAAACUCAAUUAACUUGACUGUGUCAGUGAUCAUGUUGAGUAUGAAUUUUUACAAUGUCUAUUUUUCAAACAAGUUCCCUGUUAAAAUGAAACAGCCCAUGUUUUGUCUUGCUUGGAAGCGAUUUACUUCAUCAACAAGGCAUUCUAACUGCUGUGUGGGCUAAACAAGGACAAAUAUAUUAAAACCAUAAAUCCUG